AUGGACGAUGUCACCAAAACCACGACCUAUCUUUCCCGGAGCUCCAGCAACAUCGUUUCUGAGAGGUCCGAGAGGUCUUUACGCGUGGAAAUCGCGCCUGAGCUCCUCCGUGGUGUGUCAUUGCAUGAGUGUCUCAGCGGGUGGGCAAAACAUUGGGCCAGCUCGAGGGAAGACCGGAAUGGCUAUAAGCUAAGUCGGCAAACAACCCACCUCGACAAUUUUCUCAGCCACGACUGGGCUACGUCUCGAUGGCUCAAGCUCGCGGCACUUCUGGUGAUCUUCAAUUCCAGGGCGGCGGCCGUCUCCACCCUGGUGGCUAGCGUGCUUGCCGGCCUGAUGCGUGCGUGGGGCAUCUUGCCAGACGAGGCGUGGACCGUGGUGAUUGGGUACGGGACGUUUUUCGUCUUCUUCUGCUUCUGGCAGCGGAUUCGCGCAGCCUGGAAGCCUCGGACGGUGUUCCUAGACAAGCUCUGCAUUGCCCAACACGAUGCUGCUCUUAAGGAGCAAGGCAUUAUGGGCUUGGCCGCCUUCCUGGACCGAUCUGAAAAGCUGACGGUUCUCUGGUCACCGCGCUACUUUCAGCGCCUUUGGUGUAUGUUCGAGAUCAGCACCUUCCUCCGGAAGACGGCCAGAACUCAGAUCGAGAUGAUGCCAGUCAAGCUGGCGCUUCUCUUGUGCGUCAACACUGCCAAGUGGUUCAUCAUGGCGAUUGGCUACCACAUCAUCACAGACGCCUCCGAUCAUGAGAAGAGUUCUUGGACUAGAACCCUGGUCGUCGCAGGCCCGUGCGUCCUCCUCGCAGGAUCCAUGCUACCCUGGACAUACUAUGUCGGGAUCGGCAUGAUGGAAGACCUGUCCUUGAUGCCGGCGCAGCUUGCAAGCUUCCGCAUCCAGGAUACCCGGAGCGCCUGCUGCUCUCAAGAGCAUCUCCAUCCUGAGUCAGGCGGGACCAUCCCUUGUGAUCGGGAGCUCGUGUUUGCAACGCUGCACAGCUGGCUCGGGCGGUCUGGCGACUCGGGUGACAGGUAUCUGGACGACUUCAAUGGCCUCGUCAGGGAGCGCCUCGCACCUUCGGUGCUGAAGACGGUUGGUGGAGACAACCUUCCCGUGGGCUACACGUUGUAUAUGGCUGCUAGCUGCCACGUGCCCUUCAUCUCCAGCUACAUCGCAGAAUUGGCCAAGGGGCCACCUAACAACUAUUCUGGGGGUGAUGCUGUCGUUUGGGCCGUACGCAUCUUUGUCGACUGGGCCUUCGUCGCCAUGCUUGCAGUGACGACAACCCGGUUGAACUUCUUCCUCUGUGAGUAUGGCUAUCGGAUGGGCUGUCGGUCAAGACUAUGUCUCGCCUUCGCGCUCUCACAGUCGGUGGUUCUCCUCGUCACCGGUUUCUGGGUUGGUAAGAUGAUCCUGUCGAACCGAGUCGAGCGCAGCAGCCUUCUUCCCGUGCUGCCUUUCUUGAUCCUCCUUGGCCUGACGAUCGCCGUGUUCCGAAAGGGGUCCAAGAAUGCCACCAAAGGGAAGCGGUCGGACGGAGACGGCCGCGAGGCCCAGCCUGUGGAGGACGCACGUCCCGGCAUAGAGGCCGAGGACACGGAAUCCACCUUUGGAAUCUGA
Messenger RNA from Symbiodinium natans, 1614 nucleotides. Lineage: Eukaryota; Dinophyceae; Suessiales; Symbiodiniaceae. The record is from the annotation of a GenBank genome assembly.